UUGAGCCUUGUUAUCAGUGCAUAAAAAUUUGGACACGGUUGCUUUCCUCCUUCCCUCUCUCUGUCUCAUUUGUUAAAGUUAUUUUUUCUCUUCUCUUCUCUGGCAGAGCUUGGUAUAAUUUUGAGUUGAUCGUAUAAUUAUCUUUGGUGGAGCCUUGGAACUCAGUUUUUGAAGGAGAGGGAGAGGGUUUUUGGAAAGAUGGGACGGCAACCAUGCUGUGACAAAGUCGGGUUGAAGAAAGGGCCAUGGACUGCAGAGGAGGAUAAGAAGCUUAUCAACUUCAUCCUCACCAAUGGCCAAUGCUGUUGGAGAGCUGUUCCUAAGCUUGCAGGAUUAUUGAGGUGUGGUAAGAGUUGCAGACUGAGAUGGACAAACUAUCUUAGGCCAGACCUGAAAAGAGGCCUUUUAUCUGAAUAUGAAGAGCAAAUGGUCAUUGAUCUGCAUGCUCAACUUGGCAACAGAUGGUCUAAGAUUGCUUCUCAUCUCCCUGGAAGAACUGAUAAUGAGAUCAAGAACCAUUGGAAUACUCACAUCAAGAAAAAACUGAGGAAAAUGGGCAUUGAUCCUCUCACCCACAAGCCACUAUCUAAUACUGAACAACAACCCCAGCAGCAACAACAACAAGAGCAAAAGCUACAAGCUUCAAAAGCUGCUGUCAAGUCUCAAGCGGACAAAACCAAGGAGCCUGAAACAUCCCUACAAUCAACAAUCACUGAAGCCAAGGAGGAAGGCAAGAGCAUGACAAGCCCAUUGUUUGACACAAUGGAGAUGAUGAACAAUGGUUUCUGCACAGAUGAAGUUCCAUUAAUCGAACCCCAUGAAAUCUUGGUCCCUGCUUGUGCACCAUCAACAUCAUCAUCCUCAUCCUCUUCUUCUGACUCUUCCAAGUUCCUUGAAGAAUUGCAGUUUCCUGACUUUGAGUGGCCCUCAGAUUACAACACGGGUAGCAACAACAACAACAACAGUAUGAGCUUGUGGGAUGAUGAUUUAAGCAGUUGGGAUUUGCUAAUCAAUGAUGAUAGUGACACAUCCAAGCUAGCUCUUGAUUCAUCAUCAUCUCCUCUAAUUCAGUGCCCAAGAAUGGCUUUUGAUCAAGAUUCUUGGACAUAUGAGCUCUUAUGAUUUGCUUUUGAUUUCUCUUUCUUACUUUUUUUUUUUUUUUUUUUUUUGGUCAAAUGUGGGUUUUAUUUAUAAGUUGGCAGUCAGUUUUCACAUGAGAGAAAAAACGAAAAUAAGUUAUCAAGAAUCAGUGGGGAAAAAUCCUUCACUUCUUAUUAGUUUCUCCUUUUUUAGUCUUUUCCAA
Theobroma cacao (cacao) is the source of this 1303-nucleotide messenger RNA. RefSeq names its product myb domain protein 43 (gene MYB43). NCBI's taxonomy places the organism in Eukaryota, Viridiplantae, Streptophyta, Magnoliopsida, Malvales, Malvaceae. The record is from RefSeq and is a predicted model, not a curated record.